GCUGAAGGUGACGGAUCUCCUCCGCGCUCAACAUGUAAAAAUAAUCCCUCUGGACUAAACCACUGGCCGGGAAACAUGUGCAACAUACGCAAAGGUUCCUGCAUUGUUAGGGAAGGAAAGUUCUGGGGUUUUUGGAUUCUCCUGCUGUACACAAGUCCGCUAUCCUGCUUUUCAAAGUUCAGCCAUCUUGUCUAUAAGAUAAAGGAAGGCUUACCCAAGGGGAUUCUCAUUGGGUCUAUUGGAGAAGAUUUAAAGUUGGAUUUCUCCGUCGACCCCCCUCGUUUGUUCCAUCUGGAGUUAAGGCAGAGUGGCUCUCAGUAUGUUAAUCUAGGUGACACAACCGGGGAGCUAUACACUUCUGCUUUGGAGAUUGACCGAGAGACUCUAUGUGCAGAUUCCCACGAGGGUCAAGGAUGCACUAUCUCUCUGGACGUGAUCAUUCUGCCACAGCAGUACUUCCAGCUAGUUAAGAUCAAAAUCAUCAUUGAAGAUGUUAAUGACAACAAGCCACAUUUCCCAGUGGAUGAAAUCAGGGUGUCUGUGCCGGAAAAUGCACCAGUCAACGCUCGGUUUGUGGUAGAGCAAUCUGCUGUGGACCCAGAUAUAGGCAUUUAUGGGGUUCAGACUUACUGGCUGGCUAAUGACUUUGGAGUUUUCACACUGGACGUUGAGCAAAAUGAAGGGGGGGAGUUGACGCCUUUUCUGAUUAUAACUGGGCCGCUGGACAGGGAAACAAAAGCGGAAUAUUUAACUGACUUCAUUGCUGAGGACGGAGGCUCUCCACCAUUUUUGGGCACUGCCACUCUUAGAAUUAUCAUCACAGACGUAAACGACAAUUGCCCCAAAUUCAGCGAGACUCAGGUGAAUGCGACACUUUCUGAAAACACCACAAAGGGCUCACAGUUGGCCCGUGUCUAUGCCUUUGACCCAGAUCAGGGUACCAAUGCUCAAAUUACUUACACUUUCAGUAAACGGGUUACCCGAGAAACUAGGAACAUGUUUCAUUUGGAUGAAAUCACAGGGGUCAUCAAGCUAGCUGAAAAGAUUGAUUCUGACACUGGAAAGUUGUACAAGUUGGUUGUGCUGGCUAACGGGCCAGCUUGCAUACCUGAUAUUGCUACUGUCACUGUGGAGGUUGUUAAACGGGUUUCGGGACCACCAGCCAUCAUACCCCGUUACAUUGCUUCAGAGAAAGAUGGUGUGGUUUCUCUGAGUGAAUCAGAGCCACCUUUUACACCAAUUGCUUUCUUUACCAUAAAGAAUGCAGACCAAGGGAAGAAGGUAACAUGCUUUUUGCAAGGGCCUGGACCAUUCAGGCUCUUGCCAUAUAAAAAUUUGAAAAAUGAGUACUUGCUGGAGACUACUGAUCUGUUGGAUUAUGAAGAGCAGAAAUAUUAUGAACUCACUGUGGUGGUCAGAAACAGUGAUGGUGUAGGUGUUGAGACACAGGUGAAAGUGCAAAUGUUGGAUGAUAAUGACAAUGCACCCAUAUUUAAGCAGUCAGUUAUUGACAUCAAGAUUGAGGAGAACAACGCUCCAGAAACAUUUCUUACUAAACUCCAGGCCACUGAUGAGGAUAGCGGUAACAGGGGUGAGGUACUCUAUCUUCUUGGGUCAGAUGCUCCCCCAAUCUUCCAUCUUGAUCGGUUGACUGGGGUCUUGACUGUGACCACAUCUCUUGACAGAGAGGAGAAAGAGACCUACCGGUUUAUAGUCCGAGCAGUUGACUGUGGCACACCAAGGAAGGAGUCAAUUGCCACAGUUUCAAUCACCGUGCAGGAUCGCAACGACAAUAGUCCUCGUUUCAUCAACAAAGAUUUCACCUUCUUCAUUCCAGAGAACUUCCCAGGAUUUGGGGAGAUUGGAGUGCUGUCCGUCACAGAUGCAGAUGCUGGGGAAAAUGGCUGGGUAGCACUAUCAAUCAUCAAUGGAAGUGACAUAUUUGUCAUUGACACAGGAAGGGGGGCAUUGAGAGCAAAAACCCCACUGGACAGGGAGCAGCAAGGAACAUACUAUCUCUGGAUUGAAGCUGUAGACGGGGGUAAGCCUGCACUCUCCUCUGUCACCAUGGUUACUAUUUUGCUCCUGGAUGUCAAUGACAACCCACCACUGGUGCUGUUUCCCCAGUCCAACCAGUCCUACUUGCUGGUUCUUCCCAGUACACUUCCAGGAACAUCCAUCACAGAAGUCUACGCCGUGGACAGGGACACUGGCAUGAACGCUGUCAUUGCUUACAGCAUCAUCAAGCGUAGAGGUGGUGAACCGGGCUCAUUUGACAUAGACCCAGAUACAGGAAACAUCACCCUCAGGAAAGUCUUGAGUGACCGCGGCCUGUACAGCCUGCUGGUCAAAGUCAGUGACCACGGCCAACCUGAACCACUACAUUCCACUGUCAUGGUCAACUUGUUCGUCAAUGAGACCAUCAGCAACGAGACAUACAUUCAGAGCCUCUUGACCAGAGAGGCAGAUAUCGGGAUUGAGGAGGUCAGACCACCAAACAGGCUCGCCCAGGGGCCAGAGUAUAACGAACUCUUCCCCUGCAAACUACUACUUAUUGCCCUUAGCACCACCUGUCUGGGGCUUCUCCUUAUAGUGGUGUCACUGACUGCAUAUAUAUGCUGUAAGAGGCAAAAAAAUCAUAAAAAGAAGAGAUUGGAAGUAGAGAUCCCUUUAAAAAUGAACAGUGACAGGCAAGCCAUGGACAGGAAGCUCAUGGAAAUUUCUAACAUAUGACCAUGGCCCCCCUCAACUGUCUACAAAUGUAAAAUGUGCAGCUUCUCCAGACAAACAAGUGGAUUACAAACUGAGAAAAUUGUAUAUAUUGUAUAUUUGAUGUUUUGUAAUUUUAUGACAAAAAGACAAAAUAUAUUUAAAAAAAUGCUAAAAAGGUCACAUCAAAAGUGUGUCUAGUUUUGCAAACCGACAUUUUCUCAAAUGCUUGAUUAUAUCACACUGUAAUUUAUUACACCCUCAGCAAUGUGUCAAACUUCCCUUUUUGUUCAGUAAUUGUUAAAAUCAUUCUCUAUUCUGCAAGCACAAUAUUUGUGUUUUAUGAAUAUUGAAUAUGAAUAACAGAAAUAUCACUGUACAGUGAUAAGCAGAAAUCCUUACGACAUUGCCACGCUGAAUUCAUUAGUGAAUAUUUCAUGCAUUUUGUGUGGGAUAAAGGAUAUGUCUAUCUAGACUUCUGUCCAUUAACUCUAUACUGUUAGUCCACUGAACACCUGGAUUUCCAAGGUCAGCUUGGUUUAUUAGAGUCCGUGAUGAAAAUUUCACAGAUUCUCCAUCCUUCUCUACCAAAAAAGAAAUGUCUACGUUUACAUGCAGCGUAAUAAUGUGGCUAAUAGCUCAGUUGGAAAUAUAAAUCAAUUGAGAUCAAUUUCGAUGGUCCUGAAAUUUCUAUCUGAUUGAAAGACAUAGAAAAUGUGGAAGACGUGAACCUUUGUAAAUUCAAUUACAUUCGAAUCGGAAUUGAUUAAAAGAUUCUGUGCAUUUGUGUCAUACUGGCUAACAAAACAAAUUUCAUUAUAAAAUAUAAAAGAUUUAAAAAAAAAAAAUUUAAUCUUUUAUAUUGAAUGAGGUCUAAGAUGGGCAUCCAGCUACUAUUUUGAAUUAUGUUAGUCUCAGCUAGACGUACAUUUGGAUUUGUUAAAAACAAACAAGAGCAUUGUUAACACAGUGAACUAACAUUAGUUUCCUGUUCACUCAACUUUUUCUCGUUGUUGUUUUUAUAAUAUUGUGAAAUGCCACUCCUCGAAUGCACACAAAUUUGGUUCAACAUAGAUGUAAAUGUAAGUACAUGUAAAUGGAUAGUUUCAAUGGACAUUUGCCAAAGUUUACAAGUAUAAACUGUUCAUUCAGAAUCUGCAUUUGGAAAGAAUUAAUUCAGAUUGACGAAAAUCAUUGCAUGUGAACAUAGCCAACAAUUCAUUCUGAGACCUCACGACCUUGUGACAACCUUGUGGUGUGUAAGUAAAGUGUACAUGCAUAUUAAAGUGCUUUAUUUUCUUACCACAACUGUUAUUCCCAUCCUUAUUCUACUACUCCUGGUUAAUUUCUAUGUUAUCUGCUUAGAUGUUCUUCUCAGUUAACAAGAAGUGGAAAGUGCUUAGCCUAUUAAAACUGUCCAGUCAAAAACAUCAGGAGAUUUCCAACCAAAAACACCAAAACAGUCCAGGACUUGCAGUCUUUAUCUUAUCUGAUGCUGCAGGCUUUAUCACUUGAACAAUCUGCCCUUGGGGACAAACCAACAAGUGAUAAGGACAAACCAAAGAUCAGAGGUUUUCUGAUGCUGAAAUUCAUUUUCAUUUUACAUUAUAAUUUUCUUGCGAAAAGGGCCAACACCUGCAAGCGGUUAAUAUUCUGUUGUGCAUUGUUUACAUACAAUUUGAAGGAUAAGUCAGGAGAUUUUAUUAAACAUGCAGUAGCCAGAAAUAACAAAGUGAAUUUUCUAUUUCAUUUCAGAGAAACAAAGUUGGGUUAUCACAGAGCUCCACCUUCAUCUGUUGAGUGACAAGGUGCGGGUUCGUAUGCCAAGUGUAUGCAGGCUGCAGUCAUGGGAAUUCUUCCAGUGCCUCAGGCUUGUUUUCAUCCCAACCUAUAGAUGCAUACCAUAAGUAAUUACAGAGCUACAACUAAAUGUUUUUUUAGCACAGCAGGUUCACUGGCAGAUACAGUAUGCGGUUUCAUAAUAGACAUACAAAUCCCAGGACUACACAGGGUUUAAUUAAGGCAGCUAUUUUUGUUGUUGUUUUUUUUUUUUUUUGUCAUGAGCAUUGUUUUGUCAGGCUGUCCAAGAAAAGGUUAAAUAACCAUUUGAAACUUAGAACUAUUCUAAUAGAUAGAUAGAUAGAUAGAUAGAUAGAUAGAACACAAAUUACAGUACCCAUACUUAGUAAACUAAUUAGGUAAAAAUAAAAUACAUUGAUAAGUAGUGACAAAAGUAAGGUGAUCAUAAGGUGACUGUCAUUAGAAUGUGUCCAUGAGAAGAAGAAUAAAUAAUAAUAAAUACAGUGUGACAGAAUGAAGAAAAAAUAAUGUAGUACAAUCUGAUAUCAGUGAGUAUAAAGAAGCUCCUGUACCACACUUUGCUGCACCGUGGCUGAAUCAGUCUGGAGCUGAAAGUGCUCUGCUGCAUGACUAGGUGUUCAUGGAGGGGGUGAGAGUCAUUGCUCAUGGUGAGUAGCAAAACUGAAUCCAGGAAGUCCAGAUUGGUCCCAAUGACCUGUUCAGCUUUGUUUAGUCUGCUGGCAUCUCCUGCUUUGGAGGACCUGAGCUUCCUCAGAAAAUCCAGUCUGUUGUCCAGGUGCACUGCAAAGUACCUGUACAAUACCAGUGUAGAAAACUACAAUAUUCUAAUACGCUAUUUUUCCUAUAUGUGAUUGAUGUGGUUCCUAUUGCAAAACAUAAUCAGAUUUUAAAAACAUGUGUAAUUGUUCACAUGGUGAAGUUUUCUGUGAGGAGAUUUAACAUUUAUUUAACAUUUAUGGAAGGAGUCUCAAGUGUCAGCACUUUGUAACAGUCAGUAACAGGGUCAUUCUUUAAUAAACUGUAGUCGUUGGCAAAUUGAAUAAAACACCUCAAAUGUGCAGUUACAGGAAAAUAAUCAAUUUUGGGAUGGUAACACUAACUCCACUUCACGAUAGGCUGCAUUACAACACCUCGCUGUUGAUUAUUUUCCUAUUACAGCACACCACUAAGGGUUUUAUUCCUUAGUUAACAGAUGUUCCUUCAUUAACACAAGUGAAAAAAAUGGUCAGUGUAUGUUAACAUAUAAAUGAAAAAAAAAAAAAUCCAUAUAUCAGAUAUCAAAAGCUUGCCCCUCCCAUUCUGACUGUGACAUACUGUAUACAUAUGUUCGUAGAUAAUUUGUAUUCCAUCUCUUAUAACUGCACCUAACAUCUUCUAUAUCCUCUGUGCAGCUUUUGGAUUCUCUUAGUUAACAUUUCCCACAGAUACGUUCAUAACGUACUAAAAAUAUCUCUAUAUGACUAAUGGUAUUCUGUAAUUACACUUAUUGUUAGCAUCACAUUCCCCAACUUCCGAAGUAGUGAACAAAACAAAGGUGGGCCAUCAUGGAGACUUAACAGUCAGCUCUAUAACUGUUUUGUUCUCUGUGAGUCUUUUCAGCCUUUAUAAGUUUUUUUUUUUUUUUUAACAUUGUUAGAGAGGCUUUUUCUUUGCACUUAUUGCGACAAAGAGGCAUCCUCUUUUCCUGUGGGUGUUUCAGGUGCAGAGGUCAUGACUCAUGUGUCAUUAGCUCUUCGUCCCUUUCAACUAGCCACUUGACAGCUACAUUCUUCCCCAAACCAGUCAGGUAUCAUUUUUCAUUUUCUCUCUUCAGCGUAUACUCGUACACUCACUCACACAUUGCCAGGGAGACAUUUAAACCCAUUGAAAGGGAGAUAAUGUAUCUGUGCCCACAGAGAAUGCAGAUUGCGAGUAUGGCCGUGUGGUUUGGGUCAGGUUCGGCAGCUAAGCAGCUUACAAUGGCGCCGGCAACAUGUGGUUAGAUUUCCCUAGAGAGUUGAAGCAAAGAGCCUGCUUUUGCCUUAAACUUGUUUAUAGUCAGGUUCAAGUUUGUUUGUGUUUUUCUUCAAAAAAUUCUCAUCUGUCUGCAGGCACAAAUCUCAUCAUGACCAUGCGGCCUCGUUAAACCAGCAUCGUCUUCAGACAACGUGAUUGCAGGCAUGCUAACUUGAAUCUAACCCUUAUCCACCAUGAGAACAAUCAAAGCUGCAUCCUGCUAGAGGAACCCAAUAUCUUUUUAUCAUAUGUUCAUGAAAAAGCUUGUUUCACAACAGGGAUUC
Pangasianodon hypophthalmus (striped catfish) is the source of this 6809-nucleotide messenger RNA. RefSeq names its product protocadherin-20 (gene pcdh20). The transcript has 2 exons. Gene Ontology annotation, molecular function: calcium ion binding. The coding region runs from base 76 to 2733 and encodes 885 amino acids. Gene Ontology annotation, biological process: homophilic cell-cell adhesion. The record is from RefSeq and is a predicted model, not a curated record. Lineage: Eukaryota; Metazoa; Chordata; Actinopteri; Siluriformes; Pangasiidae. Gene Ontology annotation, cellular component: plasma membrane.